This is a messenger RNA of Dictyostelium discoideum AX4, 300 nucleotides long. RefSeq lists its product as hypothetical. The transcript has a single exon. Lineage: Eukaryota; Evosea; Eumycetozoa; Dictyosteliales; Dictyosteliaceae. The coding region runs from base 1 to 300 and encodes 99 amino acids. The record is from RefSeq and is a predicted model, not a curated record.
AUGGGAAUUUUGGAUAUUGGAAAAAAUAUUGAUAAUAUUGUUAAUGAAUUUAGAAAAUUAUCAGAAAUAAUUGAACCACCAAUUAUAAAUUCAAAUAAAGCUAUUGAUUUAUAUAAAGAAUUAGCUAUUUCAUCACGUAGAACCGUUGAAUCCACAUUAAAGCCUUAUAAGGAAUUUGGAGAACAGCUACAACUAUACUCUAGCAUUAUAUUGCCUUUAUUAGUUGCUUUUAUAAUUUUAGCAAUAUUAUGUAAACUUAAAGAAAUUUUCACUUCAUCAAACAAAAUUAAAACCAAUUAA